GUAAAUUUGUAUUUAAAGAAAUGAGUUAUGUCGCCGUUCCUUCAUUUUGAUCUUAUUCGUUAACUUUCAAAAAGGCAGUUACAUUUUUAAUAAAAAGCUUUGUGUCCAUAGUGACAAGCCAGUGCCCCGAACUAAUGACUGAUUUGUUAUGAUCUUUUAGUUUUAUUUGAAUGAGAUUUCUUAAAAAAUCUACGUAGAUGAGCAAAAAGUCAGUAUCCGUGUCAGCGAAAGCUAAACACAGAAAUAACUCAUCCAGAGAUCGUUCUUCUUCCACUACAAUGGCAAAAUCAGGAGAAGAAGAGUGGUUAGCAGCUGAUAUUGAAGAGCAUGCAAAAAUGAUGAAGAAACUUAUAAAUAACACUGAAUUCAGUGAUAUAAAAUUCCUCAUUGGCCCUAGCAGAAAACAAAUACAUGCUCAUAGAUGUAUAUUAUCAGCACGGUGUGCAGUCUUCAAAGCAAUGUUUGCAGAGAAACCAACAGCAGGUGAUAAAGAAAUACCAUUUGUUUUGUCAGAUAUGGCUCCUGAUAUAUUUCUUACUAUGUUGGAGUACAUAUAUACAAACUGUGUUACACUUUCACCAAAAUCAGCAUUAGAUGUUUUAGCCACAUCCCUGGAGUAUGGGCUUGAUGGCUUAAGAGAUCUCUGUGUGGAUUACUUGGAAAAUAAAUUAUCAGUUAGUAAUGCCUGUGAUGUAAUGCAAGCGGCAGUAACUUACAAUCAGAAUGAUUUGAAAGAAAAAGCCUUGGAUUUUAUUGAAGACAACACUGAAGAAGUAUUUAAAUCAAAAAGCUUUCAAGAAAUAAGUGAAGACACUUUGGUCUCUAUUUUACGAUCUAAUAGACUGAACAUGGAUGAGGUGGAUUUGUACAAGGCUGUGAAAGAAUGGGCAACGAUCAGUGCGGUUGUCAAUAAUAAACAGUUACAUGAGGUGGCUAGGGAUGCUGUCAAAAAUAUAAGACUGCCACUUUUGACACCCAGUGAACUCAAAGGCCUGGAAGAGGAUAACAAAAAAGAUCAUUUUAUUCCAGUUGAGCACUUUGCCUCAGCCUGGAGGGUGCAUGCCCUAAAAGAAGGUGAUAAGGAAAACAUCUUGUCUUGUUGUAGACGUGGUACAACCCCACGAGAUCACCAUAAAUAUUUGUCAGACAAUUCUCAUGCUGCUUAGUAUAAAUAAUGAGAUUGCUAUAAAUAUUUGUCAGACAAUUCUCAUGCUGCUUAGUGUAAAUAAUGAGAUUGCUAUAAAUAUUUGUAAAAUAAUUUUCAUGCUGUAAAAGUGUAAUUAAUUUUUGUUUUUAAGUAAGUUACUGUUAUUAGAAAUGUUUAAAUUUUUAAACUAGCUUUAAUUUUAAUAACUGUUUAUACAAAACAUUAGAUUUACUGGGUUUUUUAAUUAUAGACAGAUGUAAAUAAAAAAUCUUCUUUAGUUUACUUAAACAUUUAUUGUUCAUUACAAACUUGUAUAUAAUGAAUACUUAAUUAUUGUAAAAAAAAAAGUACAUUAUUGUUAUGACAUUUUUAUAGUUCAUUGAGAAAAGCUUUAAAAAAUGGCCAACACAGUGGGCUAAUCAGAAGUUUGCUGACAUGUUUUUUAAUGAAAAAAAAAUGAAAUAAAAACUAUGUUACUAGAUACAAGUUACGAGCAACAGAAAGAAAUGAGGAGAGUUACAUUCAAAUAUCAAAUAUUUGGCUUCAUAACACACAUUUAACUCUAGUCAUUUCUACUUAGCUAAUAUUUUUGUGUUACGUUACUCUUUUAUUGUACACAACAAUGAAUUGGUU
Physella acuta is the source of this 1780-nucleotide messenger RNA. RefSeq names its product BTB/POZ domain-containing protein 19. Gene Ontology annotation, molecular function: protein binding. Lineage: Eukaryota; Metazoa; Mollusca; Gastropoda; Physidae. The record is from RefSeq and is a predicted model, not a curated record.